Pieris rapae (cabbage white) is the source of this 2477-nucleotide messenger RNA. It is a transcript of the gene Ilk, whose product is annotated as integrin-linked protein kinase. The transcript is spliced from 8 exons. Gene Ontology annotation, molecular function: protein kinase activity; protein binding; ATP binding. Gene Ontology annotation, cellular component: stress fiber; focal adhesion. The record is from RefSeq and is a predicted model, not a curated record. Gene Ontology annotation, biological process: substrate adhesion-dependent cell spreading; integrin-mediated signaling pathway; protein phosphorylation. Lineage: Eukaryota; Metazoa; Arthropoda; Insecta; Lepidoptera; Pieridae. Bases 175 to 1533 code for a protein of 452 amino acids.
ACUGUCAAAGUCAAAUCAUUGAAUCAUGGAAUGAGUCCAUCCGUAGCAUUUUUUUAUAAAUUUAACACAUAAUUUAAAUAAAAUUAGUUUUCUUUUCGUGUUAACAAUAUAUGACGAAAAAAACUAAGGUACUGGAAUUAUACACGUUUAAAUACAGUAGUUGUACCUCAAAACAUGGAAGAUAUAUUUCAGUGGUGCAGGGAAGGAAAUGCCUUACAAGUACGAGUUUGGUUGGAUGAUACUGAACAUGAUAUGAAUCAGGGAGAUGACCAUGGCUUCAGCCCUUUACACUGGGCCUGUAAAGAAGGUCACAUUAAGAUUGUUGAGAUGCUUAUUAGAAGAGGUGCUCGGAUUAAUGUUACAAACAUGGGGGAUGACACACCAUUACAUCUAGCUGCUGCUCAUGGACAUAGACCUAUUGUACAAUUGCUGUUACAAAAUAGGGUGGAUGUAAAUUUCACAAAUGAACAUGGCAACUCUCCAUUGCAUUAUGCCUGUUUUUGGGGCUACAGUGCCAUUGCUGAAGACUUGGUGAUUGCGGGAGCAUUGGUCUCAUUGGCCAAUAAGGAUGGUGACACACCACUUGAUAAGACCAAGGGUCAACUUGUUCAAAGAUUACAUGAAAUGGCAGUUAAUCAAGGUCAGGAUUUAAAGAAGAUUCAGUUCAAGGACCAAUCCUGGUUGGGUCUCAAGACUAGGAGUCGGGAUGCUACCCUCUCCCGACACAAAGGAAUUAAUAUAAACGAACUCGCCUUACAUACGCGCAUUGCUGUUACUCCCUCUGGUGAAACUUGGCGCGGUCGUUGGCAGAAGAAUGAUAUAGUUGCGAAGAUAAUCGCUGUAAGGGAAUGUACGCCCCGCGUGCAGCGAGACUUCAAUGAAGAAUUCCCCAAACUCAGGAUAUUUUCUCACCCGAACAUAUUGCCUGUUGUGGGAUGCUGCGUCUCUCCCCCAUCUUUGGUGGUAAUAUCUCAAUACAUGUCUUGGGGCUCACUCUAUUCUCUUCUUCACGGUGGUGCCGGGGGCCGCGUAGUAGUAGACGCAGCCGCCGCCUUGCGUCUGGCGAGAGAUGUGGCCGCCGGGCUUGCCUAUCUCCACUCCUUGCAAAGGGACCGGAUUCUGCCCACUUACCAUCUUAACAGCAAGCAUGUUAUGAUCGACGAAGACCUUACGGCCCGUAUAAACAUGGCGGACUCGAAAUUCUCGUUCCAAGAGAAGGGUCGCGUGUAUGCCCCAGCCUGGAUGGCCCCCGAGGCCCUGCAGAAGCCCAGCGCCAAGAGGAACUGGGAGGCCGCUGAUAUGUGGAGUUUCGCCGUCUUAUUGUGGGAGCUGGCCACAAGAGAGAUUCCAUUCGCCGAUCUCUCCCCAAUGGAGUGUGGCAUGAAGAUAGCCCUCGAAGGUCUGCGUGUGAGCAUUCCACCUGGUAUUUCGCCCCAUAUUUCGAAAUUGAUUAAGAUCUGCAUGAAUGAAGAUCCCGGUAAGCGACCAUCGUUCGAAAUGAUCUUGCCCAUUUUGGAGAAAAUGAAACGUUAACCUGCUGAAUAUGACGAUUCAUAAGAAGUUUUAUAGAAUAAGAGAAACAGAUAUGACACUACAUAAUGUUAUAUGAUACCAAGGUACAAAUACAUACACACUGAGAAAAUGCACAAAUAUUAAUUUAUGGGCUACAUAUAAAAAUGUCAGUGUUUAAUGGUUUUUGCAUCUAUGUUAUCUUUAAUUAUAACCAUUUUUAUAUUUAGCCAUUUUGACAUUGAAACUAAGAAGACUUACAGUAAAACCCUAUUUAGGAUCGUACGAUCUACCCUCAUAAAGUUGUUGACUUAUUGAUAUUUUUUUUAUUUGACUCAGGAGGUAUUUUACCUGUUAUAUCUAAAAAUACCUGCAUUAGAAUUGUUAAUUUGUGGGUAAAACAAAAAAAAAUGUUUUAAUAAUGUUGUGAUAGAAAAUCUCACAAUAUAACAAAAAUUAAACCAAUUGUAAGUAAAUGUGACUAACUCUUUAAUUAUAUAUAAUUUAACGUUCAAUGAGAUUCAGAUUUUAGUCAAAAGUAUGUAAACAAUAUAUAGAAGUACCAAUAAUUAUCUUUUGCCACAUUACUAGAAAAAUUACCUGUUUCUUAAUUGUGCUCGAUAAAUUAAUCUCUUAUACCAACGAUUUUAGUUUUUAAUUAUAAUGUUCUAUAGUGCCAUUGCUUUGUAGGCAGUACAAAAAUAUUAUUCAUCUGUAAUAUACUGUUUUGUUUAUAAGAAAAUAAUAGUCUCAAAAAAUUGGAAUGGUAUAUAAUUUAAAAAUAAUAGUGGAAUAUAUUAAUGUGUUUGAAGUUCAUAUUUUUUUAAUGGCAAUAGUUUUUACUUUAUAAAAUACAUUUUUUUUAAUUUAAUUGUUAUUCAAUCAAAUUCAUUAAAUUAUAGCUUGUUUUUAAUCUGUUUUCUUUUGUCAAAAUUGUCUAUCUAAAGUCAGUCAAACUUCCCGCGCUU